CCUCUGGUGGAAGCAUGACGGACCACCUGGUAGGUCUUGGGGCGGUGUCGCUGCUGGCUGUGAUGGAGCAAGUCUAUUUUUCUCUGCAGGUGGUCUAUGCUCGGAGAAAGUACUCGGUGACCCCUCCUUCUACCUCUGGUCCUCCCGAGUUUGAACGACUUUACAGAGCGCAAGUCAACUGCACAGAGUAUUUCCCCAUCUUCAUCACGCUGCUGUGGACUUCAGGCCUCUUCUUCCACCCAGGUGUUUCCACGUUGUGUGGGCUGCUGUACCUGUACUCCCGCUACCGCUACUUCAGUGGUUACUGCCAGUCCUCCCGGCAACGGCUGGCUCCUUUGUAUUUUGGUGCCAAGGUUCUGUGGGCUCUGAUCGGCUUCUCCUCUCUGGGGGUGCUCGGCUCGUUCAGCCGUCUCUACGCCGGGGUUGACCUGGUGGACCUGGCCUCCUCCUGCCUGAUUCCUCACGCCCCCGUUGACCUCUGACCCAUGACGCCUGAUCACAUCGACCCAGAUCUUUUCCUUGACUUCAACCUCACCCGUAGCUAUUGUUGCACAAUUCAAACAUUUGUUUACCCAAAUAUUUAAGAUAACGCUAAGCUUUACUUUCUGUAGUCCAACAUAACAUUUCCAUCCCAGCAGUCCUAACUCCAACCCAUGUAAUAAUAAUAAUACAUUUCAUUUAGAGGCUCCUUUCAAGACACCCAAGGUCACCUUACAGAGCAUAAAGUUAUCAUAAAUUGUUUAAAAACAAGACAUUGUGGAAAAAUAAUAAUAAUAAUAAAUAAAUAAAUAAAUGAUUGUGUCCUUAUCGUUUUACAAUUUCAACCGUCCCUCAGACAGAUCUUUAGGAUAUCACAAAAAUACGCUUUCAGUGGAACAACACAUCGAACUCUGGCCUGCAGUCCCCUCUUCAGCUCACGUUUCCACCGUUCUCUUCCUGCAACCACUUCCACAACUUCAGAGCAAGACCUCUCCUGUUUAUCAGCCUUAUUUCAGAGCAAGACUUCUCCUUGAGCGAGAAUUGGUUGGACGCAGUGGCAAACUGACCGGAUAAAGCCAAAGGUAAAGAUAAAAAAUGACUCCCCAAUUAUUUUUGGGGACGCUUUACAGAAUGUUGUCACACUAAUAAUAUCAAUCUAAGCCAAGUGGCCGAAACAAGAAUAAUUCUGGAGGCUUAUUUGUUCAUACAAAGUGGGUUAAUAAAGACAAAAUACAGAAAUCAAAAGGGCAAAGUUUU
This is a messenger RNA of Gadus chalcogrammus (walleye pollock), 1236 nucleotides long. It is a transcript of the gene ltc4s, whose product is annotated as leukotriene C4 synthase. Gene Ontology annotation, molecular function: leukotriene-C4 synthase activity; glutathione transferase activity; glutathione peroxidase activity. Gene Ontology annotation, cellular component: membrane; endoplasmic reticulum; nuclear envelope. Bases 15 to 482 code for a protein of 155 amino acids. The transcript has 5 exons. Gene Ontology annotation, biological process: leukotriene biosynthetic process. The record is from RefSeq and is a predicted model, not a curated record. Lineage: Eukaryota; Metazoa; Chordata; Actinopteri; Gadiformes; Gadidae.